This is a messenger RNA of Monopterus albus (swamp eel), 5620 nucleotides long. It is a transcript of the gene cunh5orf24, whose product is annotated as chromosome unknown C5orf24 homolog. The coding region runs from base 471 to 1094 and encodes 207 amino acids. The transcript has 2 exons. NCBI's taxonomy places the organism in Eukaryota, Metazoa, Chordata, Actinopteri, Synbranchiformes, Synbranchidae. The record is from RefSeq and is a predicted model, not a curated record.
CCUUAUUCAUCAGUUGUGGGAAGUGUAGUUUGGGAAGCUUUAGAACUGGGUUAUGGCUCCGUUUCAGGCCAAUAGCAUUUUAAAAAAUACGGCGUUUUUAUUUGGCUGCAACUAAAGGCUCUGGAUUUUACAAUGAAAACGCGUUUAAAUGUUAAAGUGGUUCGGGAGAGGGGAGGAGAAAGGCCUCUGUGCGCAUGCUCAGACUGCAUCUUAUUAAUUUUUAAUGGAAAAUGGCUGCGUUUCUUAUCCAAACCUCAGGAGCUGGGAAAUAAAACCCCCUUUAGCUCAACCUUUCCGUGUCUUCUUAACGUUCAGACGGGAAUAAUCCGAUGUGGUGACUGCGCGUUAGCUAGCCGAUGUCCCGUGGUGCCAAAAUAUUUGGGAAAAUGGAUCGACUCACGCCUUGAUCGAUGAAAGAUCAUUUUUCUCCUUAACCCUUUCUGCACCUAGAUCUGCGAACAAUCGAGACGAUGAUGCGCCAGGUGACAAGCAGUGACUUCUGCAUGAAUAGCAGGCCAUCGUGCCUGGCAGAGGACAGCCACCACUCCACCUCCCACUUUGACCUGUGCACCUCCCAGUCCAACAAGUUCUACCCUCCUCCCCCUCCAUCAUCCCUUCAGAUGACACUGGCGCCCAUGGCCCUUCCCACCCAGAGCCACAAGCCCAUGGUGUGCCAGAGACAGGAGGUGCUUGGGGGUGACCCGCUCUCACCCGGGAAAAUACCAGGCAUUAAAAGCACUGAUCAAGCACCAGACGACCCCAAGAAGAAGAACAAGGCUGUUGGGAAGACAGGGAGACGUGGGAGGCCUUUGGGAACCACCAAGCUAGCCGGAUACAGAACCAGCACGGGGCGACCUCUUGGCACCACCAGAGCUGCUGGAUUCAAGACAAGCCCAGGAAGGCCGCUGGGCACAACCAGAGCAGCGGGGUACAAGGUCAGCCCUGGACGGCCUCCCGGUAGCAUCAAAGGCCUCUCUCGCCUCAACAAACUGGCUUAUGGUAGCACCUGCAGCGGAGCAGCUUUCCCCUAUCCAGUACCACACAAAGAAAUCCUCUGUGAACCUUCCUGCAAAGAGAAGCCAGCUAAUGAGUAAAGGCUCUACUCUGUUUCUGUUCACCCUCCAUCAGAAGAAGAGAUGCACACAUUUCCUGCCACACGCUGGUGUUGAUUGUAAUCUUUCCCAGUCUGCUGAGAGGAGGAGAUUUUCUAUUACUGGUGUCAUCUGUGUGCCUGCCACCUAAUAUAAUACUGUUAGAUUUUCAGCACUACAGCUGGAGAUCUAUAGUGUAUGAAAGGGUUCACAACAUGUUGCUGUAUUUGUUCUGUUUAACGAGCAAGGAGCUAUUAUUAUGCCAACAAAUGUAGGGGUAGCUCAUGACAAUUUUAAGUUUAGUAUGUAUGUAUAUAUGUAGCUUUUUAACACCCACAAACGAUUGAAACAUUAGUUUUCACAUGUUUAAUUUCUGUAAACAAAGGAGACCAUUGUUGAAAGGUUUUGUGAAAUCUACUGUGACACUUUAUGGCACUAAACAAGGAGUAAUUUUACUCUGCGUAUUAAUCACACUGCAGUUUCAGUAUCAAAAUAACUAAUGUUGGAUAUUUACUCUUGUUCUUGCUCUUUAAACAAAUAUGCAAAACAAGAAAGGAUAAGUGACAAGUAGCAAUGUUGUCUUUGCAGGAGGAAGGGUUGUUGGAGAUGCUAUAUGUAGCACCUUUAUGUCAGAAUUGUAAAAUAAGAGGCAUCUCACCCUGGAUUCAAGUCUUUGUUUUGAGCAGAUUCAGGGGAACAUUUGCUCUGUGGCACUUCCACCAUAGGUGUACAGAUAAUCCUUCAGACUAAUAGCACCCCAAAACUAAAAUCUGGUUAAUCAAGCUUUUUCCACUUGGCUUCAGAAUUAACAAUAUGAGCUGUACUGACAAAUUCUCUACAUAUUAUUUGCAUGCGAAUGUCAUCUAAGCAGGUCGGUGCGUUUAUAGAUUGUUGUGGAAAUAACACUCCAAGUUUGAACUUUUUCCACUAAAUCUAUAAAAAUGCAUAAACCUUGGCAACAGCUCACUUCAUCUUGUGCUUUUUUUAAUAACCUGCUAAAAUUUGGUAAAUGUGGCUGUCUUGUUUGCUCAGUAUGGAAAAAGUAGUGUGAGGGUGUGUAUGUUCUACUUGGUACUGGGUUGCUCUGCAGUAAGAGGUCAAACCCCUCCUCACUGGUUCUCUCACUGUAGGAACAGGAACGUGUAAUAACAAUGUGAGCCCGUGUUCAGUCUGAGUUUCAAAGGUGUGAAAAAACGCAGCCCUCUCCUUUCAUUUCUGUGGUGGACUGCGUUCACUGCAGCCGGCUCUGGCAAAACGAUGCUACCUCGUGCGAUAAAAAAGAUCUGGUUCAACUUUUGCUGAACUGCCCGGUGACAUCUUCUGACCAAUCAUGUAUGGGGGACACUGGGAACGUGGACGCCCAUGAGAAGAAGACUCUUGUUUACCUUGUUAGCAUUAGCAUUCACUGCUGUUCACUCCUAAAUAUGGGCCACAGUUAACGCACCAUAAGGACUUGCCAUGCGUUUUUGUUAGUUGGGGUAUUGGACGGUGAAUAGUGUUUUUUGUCUCUUCUGUGCCGACACACUGGCAGUAGAAAUUGGUGAGGUAGAGCAGCAUCGUUAACCAAAACACAACCACAACUCAUGGGCUGGAAACGUGAAUGAAGCAGCUCAUGUCGGCUCCUCACAUCCUGGCUGUAUCAUACCCCCCCAUCAACUUAGCUCCUUAUGAAACGCAGGGAGUUGCGUUUUACCGUACUCAGUCUGAACACCAACUUAUUGUUUCUUUACUCUUCUGUUUGUCAGCUUGCCAUAGACUGGUGUCUUCUAAAAAGUUUUACUGGUGAUACAUGAGCAUGAAUUCUGCCACAUAUGCCAACAUUAGACAUUUUAACUUUGUGCUUCUAUAAAACCCCAUUUUUCUUAAGUUUAAAAAAAAUACCUCCAAUGCAUCAGCAUUUAUUUGUCCCAACUUGAAGUAACAAAAUAAGAACUCUGUAUAAAUACAGUCAGUUUUACUCCUGCGUGUAAUGACUGUGUUACUGAGACCACAGAAACAUCUCAUUUGUGGUCUCAUUUGCUUACAGUGACCAGAAUUUGACAAUUAUUUAUUGUUUUAAUUUGUACAUGUUGCUUUUUAAUUUGCACAGGCAACUGUAAAAUAAUGUUGAUGUAAGGGACGUGACAUUAACCCCGUAGAGCACUUGAAUCUGACUAUUGGGGAACCUGGUGUUUUUGUGAAAUUUUGAUGUAACAUGAAGUCAUUUAGUGCAAACAGACUUAAGGAAGAGAUGAACAGAUGCAGUAUUUUUACUGGUUUAAUAUUCAAUGUUUUGCAACAUGCACCGUAAAUACAGUAGAUGACUUAUAGUCAAUACAAUUUUGAUCCAGCAUCAUAGAUUGGUUGUUUGGCUACUUGCCACAGUACUGUAUUCAAGUUUUUAUCAUUUGGCAAAUGAGUUUUUGUGCAAAACUGUAAUCUUUCCCUGAUGAGCAUUCAGUUUCUGGUGUCUAUAGAGGGAUCCAUAGCCUGAGAACGAAGACACCAUCGCUUCACUGAGUUGCUCUCUUAUGACAAAAUUUAACAUGGUUAUAUUUGGUGCAAUAAUCUGUCUGUUGUAUGUAUUGUACUGUGGAACCUUUGAUACUAUCACUUUUUAUUAUUGUUGUAUUUUGAUACUUGUGUACAAAGCCUUCUAUCACUUGUUUUGUUGAUGUGUGUAGUGUUAACAAAGGUUACUGAGACAUCACAUACAAACAUCCUUUUCACCGUCCUUUACCAAAGAAUAUGAUGCUAUUGAACUUCAGGCAUUUAUGCUAUUUGAUUUUUAAAAUAUUCCAACAUCUCACACAAUAACCUUAGCAUGUGGAAAAUGUAAAUGAAUAAGCAUCUGAGGCCACUGUCCCAUAAAAGAUAGUAUGAUUGUUUGGAUUAAUACAAAUCCUUUAAAUCAUCGCAUCUGAUGCUGAAACCAUGUGGAUGUAUGUUUCAUGCUUCAUACGAUUAACAGUGUCUUGAAUACAUUGUAAAUUGCUAUACUGACAAUGUAAACUUUUUGUAUGUUUCCUUGGUUUUAUACACAUCCGUUAUUCUUCAUUAGAAAAAGUUCACUUUUAUGUAUAAUUCUUAAGUAGACAUGAUCUUUAACUGACUAAUUUUUGCUGAGGUUACAGCUGACUGUGUUCCUGGCUGUCUCACAGUCUGAGGUCUGUCUGGUUUUAGAUGCACACAGUGAGGUGGAGCCUAAUGAGAUAAAGAUGCUGGUGGGAUGUACAGUUAACUAGACAGGAGGACAUUCUGACGUGUCACAGUAGGAAAAGCACAGCUGUCAGUAAUAAAGUUAAUGAUGGUUUUAUUGCAUUUAGCUGCUCCAGUUUCAGGGUCCUGGUUCUGUGCAUGCUGGCACACUGUCAUGCUGUCUCGGCUUAGUGGGGGACUUGAAUAGAUUGUUAGUGUUACUAGUAACACCCAUACCGUUCUGUCCAUGACAAGUUAAAUGAUCUGCUUUUGUGUGUCACACUCCAUCUUCAAGGAGUCAUUGUUCUAAAAGCUAACAAGGCUUCCUCAGUGAAAAGUUAAAAUUUGUUUUGUGGUUUUUGUCUAUACUCCAGGCUAACUGGGUUGCAGCAGCUUCAGCUCCAGCGAGGCUUUGACAGUGCGCUACUUUGCUAACAGCUGCAAAGGCCCAUGAAAGCCUUGAACUUGUUUUAAAUGGUUUUAAAUUCACCACAUUUCAAAACUGUUCUAUCCUUACCAAGCACGUGGAGUGCACAGCAUAACAUCCUAUUGAGGAAGCUACUUGUAGCCUGGUUCCAGACCUUUGUUUCAGAGUUGUUGGCAGUUCAGUCUGAUUAUCAGGCUACAGCAGGGUUAUAUAGGGCUCUUAAUAACUUGUGUUAUUAGAAAUGAGAUGUUGAUGUCUCUGCAACAGAACACAAACAUCUGUGCUCCCUUUGGCACUCAGUGGCUUUAUGCGAUAAAUUGUUGUUUUUAAAGGCAAACAAAAUAUUAUUAGGAGUUGUACAGAGUUUACUAUCCAGUACACUAGUAGAUGUUGAUCUAGCUUGUAAUAUGGAUGGAAAACAACAGGAACAUUUUUCAAAUUUUUAGAAAGAUUUGAAAUGUUGCCUGCUGGUUAUGUCAGGGGUUAGUGACAUAUCUAAAUGCCAUCUGAUGAGUGUUUUAGGGCUUAUUAAAUUUAAGAAUGAAGGUGAAAAGAUAUGCUUCUUUUCCAAAAAGGAGUUAAGGAAUUAAGGAAGGUGUACUACACGAAAUAGGGGUUCAUUUACUGACAUUUGUAGUUAAAUCAGUGCUGGCACAAGGCACAGAUAGAUGCUUUAUUAUGGUUGUUUUAUGAGCUCCCCACACACCUACACACAUACAAUUUUAGCAUUAAUUCAGCACAUGGUCUGUUGUCUGUAAAUGAUCAUUUAAAACAUUACCUCAUAUUUUGAGUGUUUUUGUGAAUACAUGAAGCCCAGUUAUUCCUGAAGUGUGACUGGCAAAGCCUGUAGAGCUUUGUAUAAAUCCCAUUUUAUUCCUGCAUGAUUGUUGUGGAAUGUUCAAAAAUUGUGUAAUAAAUAUGAAAG